This is a messenger RNA of Verruconis gallopava, 3066 nucleotides long. RefSeq lists its product as uncharacterized. Bases 222 to 2243 code for a protein of 673 amino acids. The record is from RefSeq and is a predicted model, not a curated record. The transcript has 8 exons. Lineage: Eukaryota; Fungi; Ascomycota; Dothideomycetes; Venturiales; Sympoventuriaceae.
UCCUGAUCUGCCGGUAUAUCAGUUGACUGGGUCAAGUCCCGGUCAAGGCUCUCGCCUUUUGGCAGCGACAUGAUCUCCUCUGUUUAUCUAAGCUGUGGCCUAGAACUGGUAUACCAACCCACUGUAUCGUCAUUAUCGUCCGGGCCAAGUCCUUCAGCUACACCACGGUUGUCACACUCAACACCCGAACAAGGCCAGCGUUCUGGUAUCUCAACGACGGAAUGACCGACCUUAGCGAAUGCGUUGUUAUCGGCGGCCCUGGAGUCUUGAUAACGUGUGAGCAAAGAGAAGACGGCGCAAUCGCACUCGUGAUCACACAUUCUAGCAACUCACCAGGUAACAUUCAGAAGCACAGCGGUUUCGGCCAGGACUCUUCGUGGAGCUUCUUCGAGACACGCGCUGGCUCUUUAAACAAGAUCGUUUUCCGAUUCCCUCAGGGCGGAAACGGUAGAUCCAAGCGAUCUAUCCUUCAAGAUCUCACGGAAAGAAUCAACAAAGAUUGGCUGAAGAGAGUCGAGAGGAUUGAGCAGAACCAAGCAUCUUGGCUUGAAAAUGUGUGCCUCUUCUUUGGAAGCUUUGACUUCGCCUCUGCUGAGCAGUGGUCCUCUCACAACCUAGACUCUGCAGAACCAGAGAUUAAACGGGAGAGAGGUCCAUGGCAUCGUGUCAACUUGGUGCGUCGACUGAAUGAGCGUUUGCGGGAAGCGAAGCGCAAUAACCCAAACUACUCGGAAUUGAAUUGCCGGAAUGCCAUGCUAGCCGAGAUAUAUGCAGACUUCAAUAACUCAGGGAAAAAGAGAAAAGCUUAUCAGAAGAGGUUUCAAAGACGCAUCAAUCAUGGACGCGUGGAAGCUAAGCUCUUGAAAAUCAGCACUGCGCUUCUUUUGACCGUUGCACCCAUUCUAAAUUACGAUGAUCUUGAAUAUCUUUCACGUAGCUGGGAAGAUUCCUGGUUACUCCAGGAAGUGAUCGACGCGUCAAAGAAGUAUGAGCAGUUGGCGGUGGCCCUGCUGUUUUAUUUGGAUCAAAUUGGAAAGCGUUCCGGCGCCUUACUACAACGAUCAAUCCACGUUUUCAGCACCAUAACGUGGACUCUCAGCGGUCAGCCGAUCAGAUUAUCACAGGAGGGUCUGAUCAAAUUCAAAGUCAUGCCUAGCGGCCGAAUAAGUGAUGUAAGAGAGGCAGUGUUAAAUUUCUAUAUAUCUCCCAUCUGCAGUGGUCGAACCAUUCUAAGCGAUAAUGUCUAUUUUCAGGUGCUACAAUUUGCCAGGUUUGACCGAAGCACCCUUCAAGCCAUAUUCGCCCUUUCAGCAUCUUAUUACAAGGAGUAUUUGCCAGAUAGCAGUCCCGAGAGAAGAGAAGUAGCGAUAAUUGAGCGCCUUUGUUUGAUUCAAGCUUUCGAAUCUCUUCCGCAACCCGGGCCGUCGAGAGAUGCUGCCCUUAUGCUGCUCAUACAUCACGCAAUAAUCAACCCCGAACUCCACAAACAUCACUGGACACAGUACUUGUAUCAACUCCAACAUUAUCCGGGGCAGCAAACGAACGUGGUUAUUGCUGCGCAUUCAGUUUGGCUCAUGGCUGUCCUCCCCCUGAAAGACAAAUACGUCUUUCAGAAAUUUAAUUAUGAUUGGUUGGGUCGGGACUGUCCCGACCUCAAUAUCGUCAACAGUAUACUUGGUCUAUCUCGAAAAAUGCUGCACUUCCAAUCUAUCAUCACGAAGGCAGCAAAGACACAGCAAACUCCAUCUUGCCAUUUAGAUUUCCUCUUGGAGAUAGACCAGUCGCCACAAUUCUUACGCGAAGAAGAUAUGCAAAAACCCCUUGUAAGAACUGUAGCAACAACGACCAAGGAAGCAUACAAAUUGGCCACUAAGCUUUAUGCUUGUGGCAGACUUUACAAGAUCUCUCCAACUGAUCCCAUCAUCAAAGAGGACACAAAGUUGCUGGUAGGUCUUCUCGAAUCGUUGCCAAUAGAAGGGGACGGCUACUCGGGUAUCCAUCCGGCCUUUUGCUUUAUCAUUGCUUGCAUUUGCACCGAGGAAGUGGAAGACUUUGCGAAACUUUACGGCAUUUUCGAGAGAAUUGGCCUAUCCAACAAAUCGAAUGUACUCGGUUUAUGUACGCUUCUCACGUGGAUAUGGCAUUGGAAGUCUAGCUCGCGAACAUGGGGCGAGGACUGGUGGGAGGAACUAGCGGACAUGAUAGAUUCUAAGAUGAACGGAAAACCGAUAUGCGUUACCUAACAAGGUAGUUCAGUAUUUUGGAACUAUAUUGGAACUAUAUUGGGAUGUACUGAUGUGAUAUCAUCAGAUCUUUGCCAUCUACAACGCGCUUGAAUCGUUCGCUCCAGAGGAUCAUUACUCUCCUCUCCACAAAUGCACAGGACAACAAGAUUUCCAAUGUUCACGAGGAACUUGUACGAAUGAUAUGAUCCUCCUGUUGCAAGGAUGAGGUUCGAUAUGCCAUCAACACGAUCUAUAAUAGGGUAUUGUUUGGGAGUAAUAAGGUCACUUAUAAGCAAGCGUUUCAACUCUCUGCCUCUGAACUGAGGAAGCAUCUUCUCCAGCACUUGCUGGUUGGGGGUUAUAUCAACUUCGUCGCUCAGGUCGUCUGGGGAAGCAAUUCUAAAAGUAUCCGUUGUUGUUAUUUUCAGAACUCGGUGCAAUUCCGAUAACAUGACUUCUCCUUUAUAAAGGCAUUGAUUUCAGCGAGUCGAACUCUGAGUCGGACAGCUUAAGGACCGCCACACCGACAGCGGUAACUUGGAAGAAUUCCGGGGGGACAGCAAUAUUCGAUUUCUCUAGUAUCCCUGGUGUCCACGCGCCUGCGGAAAUUAUCGUGGUUUUUCCUCGCAACACGGCGUCUCCAACUUCAACUCCAACGCACUUUCCUGCUUCGAUAACAAGUCUUGUCACAUUACUCUUGUGCCGCUGCACGCCGAGCUCUACAGCUUUGUCGGAGAUGGCUCGCACGGCGACAUCCGAAUCAGCAUAGCCAACAUUGGGAUUGAAAUAGAGCUCCUCUGUACUGGCUAGAGAAGGCUCUAUAGUUGAUCCUACUUGCUCC